AUGGCCUCUGCUGUGGAUUUCCGGUUUCCGCGCCUGCCUGCCUGUCAUGUCUGCUACACCAAAAAGAUCAAGUGCGAUAACAAUCGGCCCAAAUGUGACCCGUGCGUGCGCAGUGGAUUAGAAUGCACUACUUUGGCCUUUGAUGGCCAGCCGUCUGUGUCGCGAGGGUACAUUAGCGACCUGGAGCAGAAAGUACGAGCACUCCAGAGUCAGCUUCAGGAUGCGAUCGACGAGCUUCCUCACAAUACCUCUUCGGACAGCAGAAAAGAGAGGAGGAGGAGAAGCAGUAUGCGGUCAGCGUAUAGCUCGCCUACCUUUACCGAGGGCGCAGGGCUCAGUCUCUGUGGCAUCCACGUCCUCAAUCCAUUCCUGCUCCGUCGACAGGUAGAAGACGUCUACCGCAGGGUUUUCACGCCUCCUGAAUCUGACCAGCAACACUCUCAGAACGACCUCUUUCGCGCCUUUAUGUUGCUCGCUAUCGGCGCGAUCCAUCCCUUUCGCCAGGGGUCACACCAGGGCCAUCCCUACGGGUACUUCCUGUCUGCCAUGCAGCAUUUCCAGUCCGACAGUCUCUCCCACGGAAUCCAGUCGAUCCAGGACCUGCUUCUUAUUGGCCGCUUCGGCAUUUACCAUCACAUUGGCACCUCAAUCUGGGAGAUCACCCAGCUGUGCAUGCGUCUCUGCAUUGAGCUGGGCCUUCACAGACCGCCAACCAGCCGCAAACCGAUCCUGCAAGAGCAGCUCGAGCGACGCGUGUUUUGGGAGUGCUACAUCAUCGAUCGAUACAGCUCCAUCACUCUCGAUCGGCCGCUGGCCAUCGCGGAUAGAGAUAUUCACGUUUUGCUGCCUGUUGAUGCAAAUGAUGACCAGCUCGAGGCUGCGGAAGGGUCUAUCACCGAUCUCGACCUCUUCCAGCUGACUCCUCAGGCCAGGAUAGGGAAUACAGAGCUAGCGGUUUUCUUCACGUCAAUACGCCAUCGGCAGAUUACCUCCAAGAUUCACAACCUGUUUCAGUCUGAGGGCCACUCGGAUGGUGCGCCUUCUGUAACCGCGGCCGGUCGAGUCUACACGAACUUGUACCGCCUCCUUGAAGAGCUCAACCUCUGGCGCCGGUCUGUGCCAGUAUUUGAGCGUACGCAGUGCGUCUACGAGACCCAGGACUGGUUCGAUUUGCGCUGGAUGCGCGAGCGCCUGAUCCUCGUCCGCAAAGCAAUGGACCUGGUGCCGAAGCGUGGUAACAGUCCGCCGCGUGACCUGCUCUUGCUGUGUCUCCAGAAUGCAACCCAGAUCAUUGUGAUUUUCUGCCGUCUCUACGAGAGCCAGCAGAUUACAUAUACACGGAGCUACUUCCAGACCCUCUUCACUGCCGGCCUUUCUGUCGUAAACUCCGGCAGAGCGGCACGUGGGAUAGCGCUAUACCAACAGGCACUGACCGGCACUUAG
Aspergillus nidulans FGSC A4 is the source of this 1443-nucleotide messenger RNA. RefSeq names its product Zn(II)2Cys6 transcription factor. The transcript is spliced from 5 exons. Gene Ontology annotation, cellular component: nucleus. The record is from RefSeq and is a predicted model, not a curated record. Gene Ontology annotation, biological process: DNA-templated transcription; regulation of DNA-templated transcription. The coding region runs from base 1 to 1443 and encodes 480 amino acids. NCBI's taxonomy places the organism in Eukaryota, Fungi, Ascomycota, Eurotiomycetes, Eurotiales, Aspergillaceae. Gene Ontology annotation, molecular function: DNA-binding transcription factor activity, RNA polymerase II-specific; DNA binding; zinc ion binding.